GAAGAAGGUCUCCGCCGCCAUCAAUCACAAUGCGGGCUCUCUGACCAGGGAGAGUGCUGUGAAAGAAAGCCCUGGAUGCCAGAGACUAGGGACACAGACCUGUGAGGAGCAGCGAGCUGACGGAGGAGGACUCUGUGCCAAGAGCUCUUCUCUGCCAUGAGAAUUUACCCCGAUUGUCAUCUGUGACACCCCCCUGUCCUGCAGGCAGCUCCAUGGGUCCCCUGGGGAUGGCACUGCUGUUUUCUGUGUUGCUGACCCCAACAGGACUCCUGGCCCAGGGGCACCAGGGUCUUUCCACCCAGGAGCCAGUCCCCAGGCUGCAUGUGACAUUUGAUCCGAGGGAAAUGACAUUAGCUUGGGACUGCAGAGAAAAUGCCACCGUCGUCAAAUGUCUGAUGAGCCACAGGGAAGAAGGGCAGAUUAGCAUGAAGCCGAUAGACAAACAAUGUAGCUGCACCUUCGAACUCCGCUCUCUGCACAGAGGAGUCGUUCUCACGGUUGAAGCAAACACCAGCCAGGGACUCUUUGAGCAAGAACUGCUGUACGACAACCCAGAUAUGUACAGUCCACCCACCAACAUCACCACGAACUGCAACCACUCACACUGCCUCCUCGAGUGGCAACGCCCCAGGGCCCAGCAAAACGUGCCUGCCAGUGAGCUGAUGUAUGAGGUAGACAUCCGGCAAAAGGGCAGUAAAGAUGGCAGCAGCAAUAAACUGAUUUCCAUUCCUGGUAAUUCCGGAAACAAGCACAACUUUCCUAUCAACCCCAGAGCAAGUUACACUGUGCAAAUCAGAACCGCAAACUCCCGGAUCCUUCACUGGGGUCCCUGGAGCGAGCCUGUGAAGUUUGGCUUUGAAGAACAAGAAUCCAGCCCCACCUAUGUCUAUGUGUUGGUGGUCCUGGGAACCCUCCUUGGUGCCCUGGUCAUUGGGUUUCUUUUUAAAAGGUUCCUUCUGACGCAUAAUUUAUUCCCUCCGAUUCCGAAGAUCAAAGAUAAACUGAACGACAACCAGCAGACAAACCUGCAGGUCAGCUGGGACCAGCUCACAUCCGACGCAGGAAAAGCUGAGAACGAAGACGUCCUGACGGUGGUGGAAGAAGUCGUGUGAGCCGCGCCAGCCCCAACAAGAUGUGAAUACAUCCAUGCCUCCACCGUGAGACUCCCAGAAAUCGUAUUUAUAUAAUGUUUUGAGCAUUUAUGUAGUUUUUCUACCUUUUUACUUAUAAAAAUAUGACAUUUUACACAGAUGCUCGGAACCCUAGAGAUUGUUCAAUCCCCCUCGAACCCGUCAACGUAAAGCUCAGGCUAGAUCCUCCGCAAAGAGCUUGUUCUUUCCGGUGUUUUGCUAGUUGCCUUCAAGGAGGCUCUGAUUCUUGGCGGCCCCACGCACAACAAAACAAAUCGCGGCCUGGUUCCGCACCAUCCCCCUGAUCCGUUGGUCUCCUCGAGUCCAUCGUUGCAGCUACUGCGUGUUUUGAGCGCCUUCCAGCCUCGGGCGCUCACCUUCCAGCACUACGUCAGCCACUGCUCUGUUAGGAUCCGUGGGGUUUUCACUGGCUGAUUUUCAUAAGUAGAUGGCCAGGCCUUUCUUCCUAGUCUGUCUUAGUCUGGAAGCUCCGCUGAAACCUGUCCACCAAGGGGAACCUGCUGGUAUUUGGAAUACCAGUGGCCUAGCUUCCAGCAUCCCAACAACAUGCCAGCUACCACAGUACACACUGACAGACGGGUGUGAGUUUUAGCUAUAAGAUCCCAUUUCUAUGAAAUUCAAAAACAGACAGAAUUACCCAAAGGUAAUAGAAGUCAAGUCAGUGGUGGCUUAUGGGGUCAGGGGACAAACUGGAUGAGGGACAAGGGAGCCCUCCCAGGCACAGAGGUUACUGACCUUGACAAGGCACACAAAGCGUGCUUCGAGGGGUAUGCGUGACAAGUGUGCAUUUUUCUGUACGUAAAUUAAAAAAAAAAAAAAGAUUGUCAUUGACUCAGUUUGGACUCCUGGUGACUCCCUGUGUUACAGGGUAGAGCUGAGCCCCAUAGGGUUUUCUUGGUUGUAAUCUUUACAGGAGCAAUUGCCAGGCCAUUCUUCUGAGGUACCACAAGGUGGGUUCGAAUCACCUGUUGAGCACAAGCCAUGCGCACUACCCAGUGACCAAAAGCAUGUAAGUUAACCAAAAAACCAAACCCAGUCCAUUGCUGUUAAGUCGAUUCCAACUCAUAGUGACCUUGUAGGACAGAGAACUGCUCCACAGGGUUUCCAAGGAGCAGCUGUAGAUUCGAACUGCCAACUUGUUGAUUAGCAGUGGAUCUCUUAAUCACUGCGUCAUCAGGGCUCCAGCAUGUAAGCUACACCUCAAUAAAAAAGUGGGGCAUUUAGUGGGGUGUCCCCAUCACUGAGUACUGUCCUCCAUCCUCCCAUGUCCCAUUAGUGACCAGCCCCACGCGCAGUCCACCCGACUUCAGGCUCUCUUGGUGCUACUAACCUAAUGCUUAGCAACUAGAACCCUCCCACCUCCAAGCUCUCUGUGGCGGCCCCAGGCCCUUUGCACAGCCCAUGCAUCCUUGCUCUGGAGGGUUCAUGGCUACAAACUCGCCUUCCCAGCACCUGAAGUCCCCUUGGGCUCUGCUCUGUGCAACCGCAGAGGGUCCAGCUGGAUGGGGCUGCGACGUCCGCUCAGCACUCGGGGGCAGAUGGACACCCAGUCAUUUG
This is a messenger RNA of Loxodonta africana (African savanna elephant), 2708 nucleotides long. RefSeq names its product colony stimulating factor 2 receptor subunit alpha. The record is from RefSeq and is a predicted model, not a curated record. Gene Ontology annotation, molecular function: cytokine receptor activity; protein binding. Gene Ontology annotation, biological process: cytokine-mediated signaling pathway. Gene Ontology annotation, cellular component: external side of plasma membrane. Lineage: Eukaryota; Metazoa; Chordata; Mammalia; Proboscidea; Elephantidae. Bases 213 to 1112 code for a protein of 299 amino acids. The transcript has 10 exons.